Sporothrix schenckii 1099-18 is the source of this 1146-nucleotide messenger RNA. RefSeq lists its product as uncharacterized. The record is from RefSeq and is a predicted model, not a curated record. Bases 1 to 1146 code for a protein of 381 amino acids. The transcript has 2 exons. Lineage: Eukaryota; Fungi; Ascomycota; Sordariomycetes; Ophiostomatales; Ophiostomataceae.
AUGGCAACGUCUCUUCCUUACUCGUUACCGCACCAGGAUCAUGGAGCAAAAGCCAUCAUGCCCAACAAAGAAAAACAUCCCGAACGCAAAAUUACCAUCCAAAACGGAGUAACACAAGCAGAAGCACUACUCAAAGCUCCCGACGCCGGUGACCUGACCAACAAACUUCAACAGCUCACGGAUGCUGGUGACCGAUUCGACCAGGAUCGCUCAGGCCGGUUUGACGAUCCCGGUCAGAUCGAGGCGACCCCAUCACCAGCAACUUAUGAUCUAACCUUGGGAGACGCCAAACCGCCCAGCCCUGUCAGUGAUGACGAGCUGCGGUCCAUGCAUGCCGAAGAGGACCAAUUUCGCGACAAGCUUGUGGCUGCCGGAUGCCCGCCGUGCCUCCCAGUCGACGAAAAGUACCUGUUUCAUUAUGACUAUGCACCGGGGUGCUACCAUGAGUCCAAUCCGGCUGCCAAGUAUUACUUGAGAAAGGACCGUGACAGACAGCCCCUGCGGGCCCAAUUCUUUGACUGGAACUCACUUGGAAAUUUCCAGUAUUCUCAGCGCCAUCACCCCGACGUGUUGCCUGGGCCUGGGGAGGCGGAGCGUGGUUUCCGCGAAUAUAUCGAGGAAAUCAAAACACAUCUGCGUGAGCGAAACCUUACAGAAUCCGCCGAACUCGUGGCACUGUCGCUCGAUGUGACCAAACAGGACGCCCUACAAAACUGGCUCGAAUUCAUGGCCAUGCAUUUGGACAUACACGUGGGACUCGUGCAUAGAGCAAAAAAUUAUCCCUCGUAUCCGGCCAUCUCAUGGCGGAUGCGGGCUAAGGCCCGACACGACCACCAUGUCAAAUGCCAUAAUGAGCUGUUUGAGUGGCUAGAGGAGCAGCGUGUCAUCAUAUCGGAGCGUCUACAAGCUGCGAAGAAGACGGACGAGACGGACGAGACGGCCAAAGCGGAAGAGACGGCCAAAACAAAAGUCACGGAGACGACCAACACAGCAAAGACUGGGGCGAAAGCCGCAAACACACGGACAAAGUCGCGUCGCGGCAAUGUGAAAAGAGGCGCUCCUUCAAAGCAGCCGCGCAAGAAGGCUACCGCAGUUGACUACGAGAAGUGGCCGGCAAGUGCACCUCCCUCGGCGUCUGGGAUUUGA